GGGCUGCACAAUUUAUAAAUAGACAUUCCCUGAGGCUGCCUGAUGGUGAAGUGGUUGUUUAGUAAAUCUUUCUCCCUUAAGAAUCCCAUUAUCAGAGAGCAUUUGAAAAUACCAGUUUCAUUUUGUCUUUUGGGGGAGAUCCUGGGUUUCAUCAACUCAGCCCUGUUGGAUGAUAUUGCUCUCUGUCCGAUCUAGGGACAGGCCUUCUGUGCUUUGAAUCACCUACACAUGGAGCACAAAGAUGAUGAGGAUGAUGAUGUGUCUUUUGCCAAGUGGAUGAGCAGCUUCUGGGGUCACAGCUGGAUAGAAGAGAAUGAGAGAGGACUCCGAGACCGCCACGGAUCACAAGAUGCCAGUUACAGGAAAACCUCCCUGCCCUGCCCAUUUCCUGCGCUUCCCAGAGUCACAUCAUCUGACAGCCAACCCAGAAGGCAUUCUCAUGAGGACCAGGGAUUUCGAUGCCAUACCCACAUGCGGGGUUACAGGAAAUGUUCGGCAGAUGAGUCAUUCAGGGAGCCAUUGGAAUCAAAAGGAAGAUCUCAUUCUAAAAGUCAAGCAUCUUCAGAUUCUUUUGAACAGCAACUGUGCUUUAGAACCAGACGCUCUGUCUCUUUGGGGCCUGAGAGCAGGAAGGAGAGAAAUGAAAGAGAAUGCCUGAGGAUGGAGAUGAAAUCUCAAAGGAAAAUGGAGGAAAGAAGGAACUCCAGGAAGGAAGAACAGGGAGAAGAACACAUGCCUCCCUUGUUUGAAAAAGAACCCAAAUAGUAUUUUGUUUCCACAUCAUGACUAUAGAUGCCACUGUGUUUUUUGGGCUCCCUAACGCCAGGCCGGGUGGCGGUAGCUACAAGAGAGUGUCUGCAGGUGCUGAGUGACUGCCGUGGGCAGGGGGUGUGGCUGCCCCCUCGGUGACUCGAACUGUGCUCCAGCUGCUUCUGGCCCCUUGGCUGAGAGUGUGAUCAGCUUUGUUGUCCUUUUAUGGGCAUAAGGAGAAUCAAAGGUAUUUUAAUAGAACAAGUAAUUCUUAAAAAUGUAAAGAAAGAUAAUUAAGGAACCACCCACCCAUCUUCACAAACUCUUCUUCUACAUCAACCUUGCAAAUAAUUUUAAAUAAAAGUCAUUGGUGUGACUCUAA
Suricata suricatta (meerkat) is the source of this 1132-nucleotide messenger RNA. RefSeq names its product leukemia NUP98 fusion partner 1 (gene LNP1). NCBI's taxonomy places the organism in Eukaryota, Metazoa, Chordata, Mammalia, Carnivora, Herpestidae. The record is from RefSeq and is a predicted model, not a curated record. The coding region runs from base 229 to 765 and encodes 178 amino acids. The transcript is spliced from 3 exons.